Bicyclus anynana (squinting bush brown) is the source of this 2557-nucleotide messenger RNA. RefSeq names its product cytochrome P450 6k1-like. NCBI's taxonomy places the organism in Eukaryota, Metazoa, Arthropoda, Insecta, Lepidoptera, Nymphalidae. The record is from RefSeq and is a predicted model, not a curated record. Bases 841 to 2439 code for a protein of 532 amino acids. Gene Ontology annotation, molecular function: monooxygenase activity; heme binding; iron ion binding. The transcript has 9 exons.
AGUUUUUCUUUCCAAGAAUUUUCAAUGAUAAUUUCGCAGUCUCAAGUUGGGAAAUUAGUGGCUGUGGUUUUUUUUUCGUCCCUUUUUAUUUUGUUUGGUAAUAUGAACUCAAUUCGUGUCAAAUUUCAGUUGAAUUCAUUCAGUAAUUUCGGAGUUAUACAUUUAAAAAAAUGCUUGUUUUAAACUUUCUUGUGCUUUUUUUAUUAGUUAUUAGUGUGAUAAUAGUAGUUGAUAUUCUUAAUAAAACUAGAACAAGCAAUAAAACAGGUAAAAAGCAUUUGUUUAGUCCAUAUACUCGAUACCAAAGGGGGUAGGAUUUUUCAAAAUAAUGGACAAUUGUCAAUUUUGCUGCCUAGCACAACGAAUAUAGACGUGCAUGCCCCGGACCGAGUUCGAACCAACGACCUCCGAAACGAACGCAAAAGUCACGGAAAAAUCACGGCUCUUAUACAUAUCUGUAGUUCACGGAAACUCAGUCAGGGGAACUAUGUUGUAGGUACAUAUUUAUACAGAUAUACUAGUGGACGCCCGCGACUUCGUACACGUGAAAUUAUGUUUUUCACAAAUCCCGCGGGAACCAUGUAUUUUUCUGGAUAAAAAGUAGCUUAUAUGUUACUCCAUGGCUUCUUCUAUCUUCCUGUGAGAGUCCCAUUAAAAUCGGCUUAGCUGUUCCAGAGAUUAGCCCAGAUAAACAGAAUAAACAGAAAAAAAGACACAAUUUUUUUUAAAAAACUCGAUCAUGUUUUAUUAUCGUGUACUGUAAAUAGACACAGUUUAUGUUUUGAAAUCACAGACAAACACUUUAAUUGUAUUAAUACAUACACAUGUUAUGAUAAUAAUAUGAAAAUUUUAUCAAAUUAUGAUACGCUUCAGUAUCCCAUUAGUAGUGAAACCACCGAUAAGCACACUAGCGUGGUUUAUCUCCUAAAUAUUCUUAAAUGCAUUAUAUUUAACAUGAUUUAUAUAAUUUUGUGUCUCGUGGCGUGUUUGCUGACAUGGCUGUGCUGGAGAUGGCUGAGAGUGAGGAGAUACUGGGCGGAGCGCGGCGUGCCGCAUUUGCCGCCCAAUCCCUUCUUGGGCAGUUUGACGUUCCUACAAAAGCAAAAUGUGGGAGUUUGGAUGCGUCGAAUGAGCGAACACUUCAGAACGCCGUACAUCGGCAUCUGGCUGUUCUGGAGACCGGCGCUCGUGGUGAACUGCCCAGACAUCGCGCGGCGAGUGCUGGUGAAGGAUGCAGCCAGUUUCAGGAACAGACUCGUUGGCUGUGGCGACACUGAUCCUAUCGGGAAACUCAAUUUGUUCACUAUUAAAGACCCUGAAUGGACAAACUUGCGCCGUCGUUUGACCAGCACUUUCACAGCCGCUAAGCUCAGAAUUCUGCAAGAUUUCAUUUCUUCCAAGUCCAAGGAAUUAGUUCAAAGGAUCCAGAGAGAACAACAGAGUGGAAUAUCUCUCAAGUCAUUGUACGUUGACUACACGACCGAUGUGAUCGGCACGUCGGCAUUCGGUGUGGGCUGCAAUGCGACACUGACAGGCACCGACCCCUUGCGCGCGGUGGCGGAGGGGUUCAUGACUUACAGCCCCAUUAGGGGGUUGGGUUCUUGCAGUGUGUUCUUCUUUCCUGAGAUGACGGACUUUUUCCGAUUUAAGUUCUUCCCGAAGUCAGCCACAGAUUACUUCAGAAAGAUCUUUAAGGCCGCAGCCACACUGCGCGACAACGUUGCCAGCGCGCGAGAGACCAGGGAUCUGCUCGAUGCUUUAUUGAAGCUGAGAAAGAACGAGUCUGAUGAAGGUUACUCCGAAGACACCAUAAUAGCUCAGGCAGCAAUCUUCUUGUUCGGUGGCUUUGACACCACUGGAUCUCUGCUGGCGUUUAUCACAUACGAGCUGGCCUUCCAUCUGGAUGUACAGGAGAAAUUGUACAAAGAACUUCUUGGAGCCAACAUUAAUAAUGCAAGAGAUGAUUUUACAUCGGAACAGUUAGCAGAGAUGACCUACUUGAACUGUGUUAUCAAAGAAGUUCUUCGUAAACACACUUCAAUGGGCUGGCUCGACCGGGUCGCGACCAUUGACUAUCAAAUCGACGACAACCUGACGAUCAAAGCAGGCACCCCUGUCUAUGUCAACACCAUGGGCAUGCAUUACAACCCUGAUUACUAUUACGACCCCAAAAAAUUCGACCCCGACAGAUUUCUACCAGAAAAUGACAAGGACAGAAAACCCUACACAUUCAUGCCUUUUGGGGAAGGACCUAGAGCAUGCAUAGGUCAGAGGUUUGGUCUAAUGACAGCGCGCUAUGCGAUAUCUUCAGUCGUCCUCAACUACCAGCUCCAGCCCUUCCCGAACGCGCCGCGACCUGAGGAUGUAGUCAUUGACAAGAGAGGAGCGUUCUACACGCCCGGGGAACCGAUUUGCGUUCAAUUCCUCCCUAGAACAUAGGAUUAAUGAAUUAGUAAUCAAUAUCAGCCUAUUUAUUCGGCCUAUUACUGUGCUUUCACCUUUAUACGAAGGGAUAUCCAGCUUAGGUGCAGCAAUGCGGGUUGGCGGUCUAAGGUAA